Molecule: messenger RNA, 891 nt
Organism: Odocoileus virginianus texanus
Lineage: Eukaryota; Metazoa; Chordata; Mammalia; Artiodactyla; Cervidae
Gene: MRPS15
Product: mitochondrial ribosomal protein S15
Biological process (GO): mitochondrial translation
Cellular component (GO): mitochondrial small ribosomal subunit; ribosome
Molecular function (GO): RNA binding; structural constituent of ribosome
Source: RefSeq, a predicted model, not a curated record
CGAGCCGGGGCCAACAUGGCGGCGCCCGUGUAACCCAGUCCCUACCGCGAAGGCGACGCGGCCGUGGCGCGGGUCCCUUGGGGGUCGGAAGUCACCAUGCUGAGGGCGGCGUGGAGGGCGCUGAGUUCGAUUCGAACCCAGGCAGUGACACAUCCCCCAGUCCUCGGGUUUCCGGGCGGAGAGUGCGCCAAGCUUCUCUCCGUCCAGCGGGACCUUCACUCAAGUCCUGGAGGUCUCAUCCUCCGGACCGCCCGCGGAUAUGCCACCCAGAAACCAGCCCAGCAAAGCCAAGACGACGACCCGCCCCCUUCCACGCUGUUGAAGGACUACCAGAACGUCCCUGGGGUUGAGAAGGUUGAUGAUGUUGUGAGAAGACUCUUAUCUCUGGAAAUGGCCAACAAGAAGGAAAUGCUAAAAAUCAAGAAAGAGCAGUUGAUGAGCAAGGUCGUGGAAAACCCGAAGGACACCAGCUCCCUGGAGGCUCGAAUUGUUGCCUUGACUGUCAAGAUCCGCAGUUAUGAAGAACACAUGCAGAAACAUCGAAAGGACAAAGCCCACAAGCGCUAUCUGCUGAUGAGCAUUGACCAGAGGCAAAAAAUGCUCAAAAACCUCCGCAAGACCAACUAUCCUGUCUUUGAGAAGACAUGCAAGGAGCUGGGGAUUGAGUAUACCUUUCCUCCUCCGUACCACCGGAAAGUCCACCGACGCUUGGCAACCAAGAAGGCUCUGUGCAUUCGGGUUUACCAAGAGGUUCAAAAGCUGAAGAAGCAAAAAAGGGCCUUAAAAACUGCAGCUGCAGCGGCCCAGAAACAAGGCCAGAGGAACCCAGAGAGCCCUUCUGAAGCCAGACCAGAGGCAAUCAAAGAAACCCAAUAAAUGUCGAUAAAGUCA